Molecule: messenger RNA, 4282 nt
Organism: Taeniopygia guttata (zebra finch)
Lineage: Eukaryota; Metazoa; Chordata; Aves; Passeriformes; Estrildidae
Source: RefSeq, a predicted model, not a curated record
GGCCGCGCUCCGGGCCGGCGGCGGCACCGGCUGUGAGGGAGAUCGUGAUGCCCCGGGGGCUCUGGGCCUGGUGGUGGCUGGGUGGAGCAGCGCCCGGGAGUUGGUUUGUGCGGGUGUUGCCCGAGGAAUUGCUGUUAUACCUGCCCGGGUGUUGGUCGGUGUGCUGGAAAUGGGGUGUUCCUGUGUGUGUGCAAUGAGCCCUCAGAGUGCUCUGGGUGCGUUACGGAAAACGCGCAGUGGUAAAAGUGGCUUGUGGAGAGGCAGCUGGUGUGUCGCAGGUUUGUGGAAGGGCUGAGUCUCAGAGAGCGGCUGCAGGUCACUGGGAAGCAUGGGACAAGACCUGAAUGAUAACUUCUUGCAAGCCCUAACAGGGAGAGGAGCAGCAAAUUGCACUGGAAGAGUUCCCAUGAGCACCUGUGUGAUGAUGAUAAAGCUUAGAAACCAAGCUGAUCUUGGGAACCAGCACACUUCCAAACUGUGACACUGCAGCGAGGCUCCUCUUCACCUCCCGUGUGUUCCCUGCCCGAUGUACAGAUGAGGCGCCCCUUUGUUGCAAGGCGGAUUUGGGCUGCUGAGGGCACCUCUGCCAGUCCCGGCCGGGUUGGAGGAAGCCGAGGGUCACUGAGCGCGGCUGCUACUCGGGAGAGGCAGGCAGAACCCCAGCACAACCCGGUGAGGAUCGCUUCCACCUGCCCGCGGUGGACUGUGCUCCUCUCCCAGCCAAGCCUAGCCUUGAGGCGUUCCAGGGGAGAAGCGUGAGUGCGCUGCUACUCGUGAUUUUCUUUAUUUUUUUUUCUUAACGCGAUCACGUUAUUGUACGGCCUUUGGGAGGGGCUGGGUGGAGGCGGGCAGGGGACCGUCCUCCGCCUUGAUCGCCGUCCGCCCAGGGGGAUGGAGUUUCCAGAGCAUCCCCUCCCUCCCGUCCCGUCGCUGCGCUCCCCUGGGGUGGCGGCUCCCCGCCGGAGCGAGGGCGGGCGGGGCGAUCGCCGCGCUUGCCGCGGUCUCUCGGCGGCGCGGGGCUGCACCGAGCGAGUGCCGGCCGUGCCGGGAGCAGCGCCGCCGCCUCUCCCCGACACCAACCUGCGCGGCUGGGAAUAAAGCCCCUCGCUCCCCGCCGGGAAGGGAGGGCGGUACAAACCGUGGAGCUUUCCUCCGCCCCGCUUUUUGCCGUUUUUUUUUUCUUCUUUUCCCCUUUUUUUGCUUUCCCCUUUUUUUCGUUCUCCAGGAGGAGAACGCGCCAUCCGCGCGGUGCCGGGCUCGCUUGGCGGCCCCGGGCGCCGCCGGCGGGACGGAGGGGCGGGAUGGCGGCGUCGGCCCGCUGGGUACUGUGCCUGUGCCUGGGAUGGGGCUGCCUGUGCCUGGCCCUGGGGGACGCGCUGCGGCCGCGCCGGCUCGGGCUGCGGCGCCGGGCUGCGCCGGGAGCCGUGCGGGGCAGCCGCGCCCGGCCGCCCGCAGGUGAGGACGGCCCGGGGCAGCGGCGGCCCGAGCGGCCGGCGGCGGCGGACAGAGUGGCGGAGCACAUGCUGCGGCUCUACGAGCAGUACCGCGGCGGCCGGGACCCGCCGGCACCGCCCGGGCCAUGGCUCCGCCGGGGCAACACGGUGCGCGGCUUCCGCCCGCUGCCGGCAGGGAGCCCCAAAGGCCAGGAGAUGUACAUUUUUAACUUGACAUCACUCACGGAGUCUGAAAAUGUCCUGUCAGCUUCAGUGUAUUAUUAUAUUGGUGAUCUGCUGCAUGUGAAAUGGAACUGUUCCCAGCCCAGUGGCUGUUCUCAUCAUUGGCACAGGAAACCUGAAAUUCAGAUACGUCUUUCGGUUUGGACCUUUCCUUCAGCUGGGAACCUGACUCGGAGCCUGGGGCAUUUCCUCAUCAAUGUCUCCUCUGCUUACCAGGAUAUCCUUUCCUGGCAGUGGAAGGAUAUCACUCAGCUCCUGCAUGAAGCAAAGCAAAACAACGAGCUGCUGAUCAGUGUUAAAAUGGAUCUGACCGGCCAUCCUCCCUGGGAAAGAGCGUCUUCCUCCUACGAACCCUACAUCCUGAUUUACGCCAACGAUUCUGCUAUCUCAGAGCCAGAGAGUGUUGUUUCCACUCUGCGAGGACACCAUCAUCCUCUGGCAAGGGUCCUUCCCAAGCCAGAGGGCCACAGGAGGAGCAGCGUGGACAACCGCCGGAGGAAACGCUCUGCAAACGUCCUGUUGCCACUGCAGAACAACGAGCUCCCAGGAGCCAAGUACCAGUAUGGGGAGGAGCAGGGGUGGGAAGGCACAAAACCCUACAAGACCUUCCAGCCACAGCUAGCAGACAGGGCCAGGAGUAAGAAGAAGCAGAGGAAGAGUCAUCUCCAGAAGACCCAGACUCUGCAGUUUGAUGAGCAAACACUGAAGAAGGCGAGGAGGAAGCAGUGGAACGAGCCAAGGAAUUGCGCCCGGCGCUAUCUCAAGGUGGAUUUUGCAGACAUCGGCUGGAGCGAGUGGAUCAUUUCCCCUAAGUCCUUCGAUGCCUAUUACUGCUCAGGAGAAUGCCAAUUCCCAAUUCCAAAGGCCAUGAAGCCAUCCAACCACGCCACCAUCCAGAGCAUUGUGAGAGCUGUCGGAGUCGUCCCUGGCAUUCCCGAGCCUUGCUGUGUUCCUGACAAAAUGUCUUCCCUUAGCAUCCUGUUCUUUGAUGAAAACAAGAACGUGGUUCUGAAGGUGUACCCCAACAUGACAGUGGAGUCCUGUGCGUGCAGAUAACGCCUUGGGGGCCUUUGGGCAAUGCCAGGUGAUGGCUUGCUGUUUGGGGAAGGGGGGUGGGCAGGAGUCUCAUCAUACCUGCUUCGUGUUUGCACUGCCAAUGCAUUUCUCUGGGACAAGAAAGAGAAAACAUAAAGAAAUCCAAGCAAUGAGAAUGGGAACAGGAUGGAUUCCAAAUAGCAAUUCCAAGGAAAGUGAAUACAAACUUCAUUUGUCCGUGAUUCUGACCAACACACAAGGCUUGGGAACGGGACCUGACUGUACCUUUUGGAAGCAGGAGGUGAAAGAAGAAUCUGCAGAAUUUUGAGACUGCCCAAAGGACAUAGUGAUCUAUUUUUGUACAAGAUUUUGGAAGCAGCACAGGCUGGUACUUCUUGUCUCUGUUCUAAUGGUGACUAAUGGCGGGGGGAGGUUAGAAAUGUAAUAGUCUUCAUUUUAAAGCUAAGUUUCUUGCCUUAGGUUUUAGAGUAGUACAGCAAGGCAGCAAAACAAAUCUGACAUCCUGAAAGCUGCAGAUGGCCGUGCAUCUCCUUGGUACGAGGUUACCCACCUGGUGUGCAAGUUCCUUUUCACUGACACCUGCUCUGUAAUUCAGCUUCUGGGAGCUCAAAGCAGGACUGCUGAGUGCUUCACUCUGACUCCUAGGGAAACUCAGCAGGCCAGGGCUGUGGAAAUGCCACGCUCAGCCAAGUGUCUCAUUCACCACGUGUCCCAGAACACACUUGCAAAUAAUCUGUGGGGUGUCUACCUGCAAGGGCACCAUGGCCAGGCUGUGUGCAGUGGCCUCUUCUCCCAGGUAACAAGCCAUGGCACCAGAGGUCAUAGCCUCAAGCUGCACCUGGGGAGGGUCAGGCUGGACAUUAGGAAGAAUUUCUCCAUGGAGAGGAUGGUCAGGCAGUGGAAGGGGCUGCCCAGGGAGGAGCUGGAGUCACCCUCCAUGGAGCUGUUCAGGAAAGGACUGGAUGGGGGCACUCAGUGCUCUGAUUUAGCCAGCAGGGUGGUGAUUCGGUUCUUCCGUACUCUGGGGGCCCUGAAGACAUCAGCAGCAGAGUGUCACUCCCGGGGCAGAACUGGUUCCAAAGAUUGGCACCCUCAGCUGAGGAGAGGCUUGUGGGUUUACAGGAUGGGUUCUUGAGUGGCUCCUUUUUCCUUGUAAAACCAGCGUUUUUAAAUGAUUUCUGGGGAAAGGUUUAUCUGUGUACAGACUGUCAAUUUUAAAAAGUGAAAAUCACCCCCAAAAAAGGAAAAGUUAUUUUGUAUAUGAAAGAAACUUUUACAGAUGCUUCUAAUUUAUUUUAUAUCCAUGGCCCUCCUAAUGUAUCCUCCUUUAUCUCAGCACUCUUCAAACCAUGCAGUUUCCUCUGUCAGUGCAGAGAUGAACUGCCAGGACUAUAGGAGAGCUCCAAAGGACAGGUGCACCCGCAGUGUGAAGGGCAUGUUUCACUGCUGAUGGAUAAACUUGUCUGGUCUGUGUUGUUUUCCUUCAGUAAUACACAUGUUGUGCUUGGAAUUCUGGAGAGGCAUAAAAUAAAAUUACUUUAAAAUAAAAA